ACCCGUGGGAGCCGCUUUCAAUGCCUAAGUGCGCUGCACGUACUUCCAAUCAAAGGGUCCCAAGGUCAGGCUCUCAGGGCCAGAGCCAACCGCAAAGAGCCUAUUGCCUGUUGUCCCGCCCUCCCGUGCUUCCGAUUAGCGAGUUUCAAACUCGCAGGAGCCAAUGAGAACGCGCGAACGCGCGGCGCAAGUUCUUGGCUCCCGGCGCAGCGUUUGAAGAAAAACUGUCACCAAGAGUCAUGGUGGGGCCCCGGCCAGCCGCCGCUGCUGCAGUCGAAGAGCGGCAGAGAAAGCUUCAGGAGUACCUUGCGGCUAAGGGAAAACUGAAGAGCCAAAACACCAAGCCUUAUCUAAAAUCCAAGAAUAAUUGCCCGAAUCCAUCACCUUCUAAAUCUACUAUUAGACCCAAAAAUGAUGUUACCGACCAUGCUGUUUUGCCUGUCAAACCUAAAAGGUCCAUCAGCAUUAAACUCCAGCCCAGACCACCUAAUAUUACAGCGUCCCAGAAGCUGAAGUUGGAGCCACCAAAACUUCUAGGCAAAAGGCUGACUUCAGAAUGUGUUUCUUCUAACCCAUACUCUAAGCCUUCUAGUAAGAGUUUUCAACAGCAUGAAGCUGGAUCAUCCACAACAGAACUGUCAAGAAAACUUGUGGGGUCACUUAAUAUAGAACAAUUGAAAACUACAAAGCAGCAGGUAACAGAUCAAGGAAAUGCUAAAUGUACGGACUCUAUGAAUAAUACCCAUGCUGAAAACAAAUCUUUGGUUUACUUUCUAAAAGAAACAAACAAAGAGAACCUGCCCCAAACUUUAUCAGAACCUGAGAGGAAGCCAGAUCCUAAAUUACAUACCACAAGUAAGCCAAAGAUUGACUCUUAUAAUCAAACCAAGAACAGUUUAGCUCCUAAGCCAGCCUUGGGCAAAAGUUCAGUUAAUAGUGCUGUUCUGAAAGACAGAGUUAAUAAACAAUUUGUUAGAGAAACACAAAGCAGGACUCUCCCAGUAAAAUCACAGCAAAUCUCUAGAGGAGCAGAUCUUGCAAGACCAGGAGUAAAACCUUCAAGGACUGUUCCCUCUCACUUGAUUCAGACCCUUAAUAAGGUUCAGCCAUCAAAGAAACCAGUGGUCAAGAACAUCAAAGAUAUAAAGGUGAAUAGGGGUAAAUAUGAAGGAACAAAUGAAACUAAGUUACGGUCAUACCCUGUUACUGAACAGAGAAUGAAACAUACCAAACCCAGAACAUACCCCAAUUUGCUUCAGGGUGAAUGUAACAAUAGACAUCCAAACAUCAAGCAAGAUCCGAAGUCCACCCAACCUUCUUGUAUACCUCAGACAUCAUGUAUACUGCAAAAAUCGAAAGCCAUAAGCCAGAGGCCUAAGUUGACAGUUGGCAGAUUUAAUUCAGCUAUUCCAAGCACCUCUAGCAUAAGAGCAAAUGGAACCAUUAAACGUAAUAAUAAUGGCUUUCAACAAACAGCACAAACUUUGGACUCCAAGUUGAAAAAGGCUGUUCCUCAGAACCAUUUUCUGAACAAAACAGCUCCCAAAACUCAAGCUGGUGUCACAACCAUAAAUGGGACCCAAACAAACCCAAAUAUUAAAAAGGCAACAGCGGAGGAUCGCAGGAAACAACUAGAAGACUGGCAGAAAUCUAAGGGAAAAAUCUAUAAACGGCCUCCUAUGGAACUUAAAACAAAAAGAAAAGCAAUAAAGGAAAUGAAUAUUUCAUUCUGGAACAGCAUUGAAAAAGAAGAGGAAGAAAAGAAAGCACAAUUCGAACUGUCUAGUAAAAUUAACAACACUCUGACAGAAUGUCUGAACCUCAUCGAAGGGGGUGUACCUUAUAAUGAAAUACUUAACGUAUUGUCCAGCAUUCCUGAAGCUGAAAAAUUUGCCAAAUUCUGGAUCUGCAAAGCAAAGUUGUUGGCAAGUAAAGGCACCUUUGAUGUUAUUGGGCUAUAUGAAGAGGCCAUUAAAAAUGGGGCAACACCAAUACAAGAGUUGCGGGAAGUUGUUCUUAAUAUUUUGCAAGACUCAAACAGAACCACGGAAGGAAUUACUUCUGACUCGUUAGUUGCUGAAACUAAUAUAACAUCAGUGGAAGAGUUGGCCAAGGAGAUGGAAUCUGUGAAGUCUUGUCUUUCUCCAGAAGAGAGGGAACAAGCCAUAGCAACACCCCAAAUAGCCAAGGCAGAACAGCAUAAUUAUUCUGGAAUCAAGUUACAGAUUGGUCCAAUCCCUAGAAUAAAUGGGAUGCCGGAAGUGCAAGACAUGAAGCUUAUCACUCCUGUACGGCGUUCAUCGAGGAUCGAGCGAGCAGUGUCCCGCUACCCAGAAAUGCUGCAGGAACAUGAUUUAGUAGUGGCUUCUCUUGAUGAACUGUUAGAAGUGGAAGAAACAACAUGUUUUAUAUUUCGUAGAAAUGAGGCUUUGCCUGUAACAUUGGGGUUUCAAAUCCCUGAAUCGUAAUUUAUUGAUGCUUUUUUUAAAAAACAUGUUUUAGAGCCUCCAUAAGACAAGAAAUAUUCUUGUCCAAAUGACCUGGAAAAAAGUGUAUAAUAGAGAGGCAUCAUGGAUGCAGAUUACGGAUGCUCAGGAUUUAAGUAAUUCACUGGGCUUACUCUCAAAUUUUAUCUCCCUAUGGGAAGAUCUUUGCUUGAUGUGUGUAAGACUAGUUUGCCUGUUUUACAGUAUACAUAAAUUUCAAACUUUUGAAUGUUAAUUUACCCAACAACUGUGAUAAAAAUGUAUACUUUAAUGAUCUGCUUUAAUCCCAACAUAAUUUUUUAUAUUAGAAGGUUGGGCCCACAAUAUAAUGGGACUUUUCUUUCUGCAUCCACCUUAGCAGAUAGGGCAAGUCCUUUCACCGUGGGAAAUCUGAACUUUGAUGCUGGCUUAACAGGCUGAAUGGACCUUGACAGACGGCCAAGUCAGAACCCCUCAUUUCACAGAUGAGUUUAUACCAGUUGUGCCUUUGCUCAGAGACUGCAAAUUUAUGUGUGAUCUUUGACUUCCAUCACAGUAUUCUUGUAAAUGAGAGAGAAUUCCUGUUUUUCCUAUGCCAGGUCUCAGAUGAAACACAAUCCUGAAUUGGCAUGGUCAUCUAGCUUUUAUAUCCAAACCUAGUUUUUUGCAUUUGUUACUCAGCAACACUUCAAAUAACGAAAGGGGGCAGGGGAGAGGGGUGGGGAGUGGACACUUGCUUCUUCAUUUCUUUGCUCUGCUAGGGGAUAGCUGGCCUGAGAAGGCAGUGCAAGCCCCAGAGACUGUUAGGUUGCUUUUUCUUCCUCCUGGGCAACUACUUGUGGAAAAGUAAAAUCAGUUAUUAUGUAAAUAUAAUGUGUAGAAAAAUCUAGUCAACAAAUUUUAAAUCUUAGCUUUCUUAAUAUUUAAGUUUUAUCUUUAAAAAAAAUUAAAUUUUUAUUAGUUC
This is a messenger RNA of Callithrix jacchus (white-tufted-ear marmoset), 3429 nucleotides long. It is a transcript of the gene CKAP2L, whose product is annotated as cytoskeleton associated protein 2 like. Gene Ontology annotation, cellular component: mitotic spindle; centrosome; cytosol. NCBI's taxonomy places the organism in Eukaryota, Metazoa, Chordata, Mammalia, Primates, Cebidae. The record is from RefSeq and is a predicted model, not a curated record.